GGAAGGGCGCGGCCUCAGACCCGGAGCGCGGGGCUCCACGAGAGAUCGGGGGCUGCCGCACCGUGGUGCUGCUUCGGGUUGAAUCGGGCACCGCACGUGGCCGCCGGCUCGUAGGGCCGGGGCACGGCGGGGACGCGGAACUGAAACGUGGAACUGAACGGCUGGCGGGGCCGAGAGCUGCCGGGGCCGGGCCGACAGUGAGAGCUGUGACCGAUGGACGGUCACGCGUGUGGCUGCAGAACUGCUGCUGCCAGGGAGUAGUUUGUGAAGGCUGACACCGUGCCCUCUGGCAGCAGGCAGAGAUAAUAUCUGGAGGGAGUUCUCCCCUCAGCAGUCCCUCCAAGCAGUGUUGGCCUCACGCAGACCUGUUCUGCCAGGUCAUCCCCUGCCAAGGCUGCAGCACUGUGUUGACCUUUGACUGCUCCCCGUGUCCCGUGCUGGUGACAUGUGAGUGCCUGGUCUACCAAGAAGCCAACACACUGUUUGGAGAGCUUUCCAGGGACACGGGUUUCAUUUGAGUCAGUUACAACUCUUCAACGUGAGUGGAUGCCAGAAGCCUCUGGAAUUAAACUCGUUACAGGCGUCAUGCUCAGAGAUGGACUUCAUCUUGUCCCCGUGAGGAGACUCUGCAUACUCUCAGCAGCUUGAGACGAAUUCUACUGCCAGUGUCUUCAGAAGCUGCUCCUCAGGAGGAUUUGCUCAGCAGUGCUGUGGGAGAGCCUGUAUUCACACAGUUGUUCCAGGACGGUACUCACUGCAAACCCAUGGAGGAACCUGCCUGCACACUCCAUCUUCUUUGAGCUCCUUAACGUGCACUGUUUGAACUGUUUGGGACUCCUGGCAAUAUUUACUUGUUUUCCCAACCUCUCUCCCAGAUACUGUUCGUUCCCUCUCUCACAGGGCCCAAAAAGGAUGUGAACUUUGGAAUGGGGUCUGUGAGCAACAGCGGACUCAGUGCAUGUGUGAGACUAUUACUGAAUAGUAGGAGGACUGUUUAACUGCUGCAGGCAGCCUUCCUCUUUGGCUGCAGGGUCGCAGGGCACCAGCCUUGCUUGGGCCCUUCAUCAUGUUCCUCCUGCUCCCCUUUGACAGCCUAGUUGUCAAUCUCUUGGGAAUCUCCAUAACUGUCCUCUUCACUCUACUCCUGGUUUUCAUCAUUGUGCCAGCAAUUUUUGGAGUCUCCUUUGGCAUCCGCAAGGUUUACAUGAAAACAUUAUUGAAGAUUUUUCAGUGGGCAACACUGAGAAUAGAGCGUGGUGCCAAGGAGAAGAACCAUCCGUUAUACAAGCCCUAUGUUAAUGGUAUCAUUGCCAAGGAGCCAACAUCUCUGGAAGAGGAGAUCAAAGAGAUCCGUCGGAGUGGCAGCGGCAAAGACCUGGACACCCCUGAGUUUGAGCUCUCAGAUAUCUUCUAUUUCUGCCGCAAAGGCAUCGAGACCAUCAUGGAUGAUGAAGUGACUAAGAGGUUUUCAGCUGAAGAGCUGGAGUCCUGGAAUCUGCUCAGCAGGACCAACUACAACUUCCACUACAUCAGUCUGCGCCUCACUGUACUCUGGGGACUGGGUGUUCUCAUCCGCUACUGCUUCCUUCUGCCCCUCAGGAUAGCCCUGGCGUUCACUGGCAUCAGCUUGUUGGUGACUGGUACUACAGUGGUGGGAUAUUUGCCAAAUGGAAGGUGUAAAGAGUUCCUCAGCAAGCACGUUCACCUGAUGUGUUACCGGAUCUGCGUGCGUGCCCUCACAGCCAUCAUCACCUACCACGACCGAGAAAACAGACCUCGAAAUGGAGGCAUUUGCGUGGCUAAUCACACAUCCCCCAUUGACGUGAUCAUCUUGGCCAGUGAUGGCUACUAUGCAAUGGUGGGUCAAAUCCACGGAGGGCUCAUGGGUGUGAUACAGAGAGCCAUGGUGAAAGCUUGCCCCCACGUUUGGUUUGAACGUUCUGAGGUCAAAGACCGUCACCUCGUUGCCAAAAGGCUCACAGAGCACGUCCAGGACAAAAGCAAACUGCCUAUUCUUAUCUUUCCGGAAGGAACCUGCAUCAACAACACAUCCGUGAUGAUGUUCAAAAAGGGGAGCUUUGAAAUUGGAGCCACAGUUUACCCUGUAGCCAUCAAGUAUGAUCCACAGUUUGGAGAUGCCUUCUGGAACAGCAGCAAGUAUGGCAUGGUAACCUACCUCCUUAGGAUGAUGACCAGCUGGGCCAUUGUCUGCAGUGUGUGGUACUUGCCCCCAAUGACCAGACAGUGUGAUGAGGAUGCUGUCCAGUUUGCCAAUCGAGUGAAGUCAGCUAUUGCCAGACAGGGAGGCCUUGUAGAUCUGCUCUGGGAUGGAGGUCUAAAGAGGGAGAAAGUGAAAGAUACAUUCAAGGAGGAGCAACAGAAACUUUACAGCAAAAUGAUUGUAGGCAACCAUGAAGACCGGAGCCGCUCCUGAGUCCUCUGUCUCCAGCACUGUUACCUGGCCAGAGCUCUGUGCCUCCAAUCUGAGCCAGAUCUUGUCUGAAGCAGCUCCAUUUCUUUGGACUUUGGCUACUCCAGAGCUGUUUGGACUUACUCCUUCAUCUACUGGCUCUUCUUUCCUGGAGGCACUAUUACUGCCUAAAGCAUUCAGGUCUUGGGCAACUCUUGGCACAGAUGCCUUCUCGUUACUGUUACAGUAAAGCCCCUUGCAGGGGCAAUAUUAAAUGAAACACUUCUGGUGUCGUAUGCUUCCA
Messenger RNA from Meleagris gallopavo (turkey), 2714 nucleotides. The record is from RefSeq and is a predicted model, not a curated record. NCBI's taxonomy places the organism in Eukaryota, Metazoa, Chordata, Aves, Galliformes, Phasianidae.